AAAAAGAAAAAGAAAAGGGAAAAGAGGGAAUUCCGUUUACAGCUCACUUCACAGUUGUACGUUACGUCCCACUGCCGUUCGGAAUCUUUUCUCUCUCUCUUCACUUUCUCUCUCUAAAACAAUUUCCUCAUAAUCUCCACCACCACACCACCACCGCACUACCAUUCUUUGUCAAUUGUUAUCCCUACCAAACCUUCCCCAAUGAAUUAGUAAUCCCUAUUCCCACCCUCAAUCGCAAUGCACGACUCCACCCAUCAUCUCAAACCCCAGCAGCAGCAGCAGCAGCGCCCGCCGCUGCAUCGCCGCCGCCACUGGUGCUGCUCCUUCACCACUCCACCUCUCAGCCCCGAUAACCCCGUCCUCUCCCGCUCCCGCUCUUCUUCCUCCUGUAAUAAAAAGACCGAACUCCAACAUCACCACCAGAAGCUCCCCCUCGCCCGCCGCAUACUCUCCCCUGGCCGGGUUUCCCCAAUUUCCGACAACCCCGUAAUCACUCACAAAACCCCCAGAAAAGUUCAAGCAUCCCCCAAUUCGCCUCCGCCUCCGGCUGAUUCGGAAAUUAGUACCAGAGACGAGGGUAAUCUGGGUAAUUUUGAUGUUAGGUUAAAUCUCAAGGGGAAGAAUGGAGGAUCCUUGAUUCUCGAGCUGGGUUCGGAGGUUUUGACUGCCAAUAGCCCUGUUUUUGCCGAUUUGAUUGCUGAUUAUCGCAAGAAUGUGAGUGGCUUUUGUAGGAUUGAAGUGCCUAAUGUGGAUAAUCUGAACGUGUUCCGAGACACGAUUGAGCUUAUGUUUGAUGAUGAUAUUCCGAAGAAGCUCCUCAAGAUUGGGGUUUUCCGGGCUAUCGAUAUACUUGAGGUAUCAUCGAGCAUCAAGUUCAGCAGGGGUAUUUCUUCAUGUAUAAAGUACCUCGAGGCAGUACCAUGGACCGAAGAAGAGGAGGAAAAGCUAAGGGAACUAUUUCCAAAACUCAAAAACAUCGAUAAUGCUAAAACAACAGACAUCUCAGACAGACUCAUUUCCCUCAAUUCUACCGAUUCCCAUCAAACACUAACGAAACAGCUCAUUUAUUCCAUCACCGCUUCAACCAAUACCAAUUCAAGAAACGACCUAAAGUCAUUGGUCAAGGCUCUAAUAUGCAAAAGCUCCGUCUACGAAAAAGACUCCCCCGAUCUAAACAAAGGCGACAUAUACUCAGUUUGCGAGUCGUGCCUAACCUCACUCACCACUCUUCUUCUAGAAGCUUCCGGUGCAUCAGACAACAACGCAGGCAAUAACAAAAACCCACCUCUGUUGGAGCGGAUCUCGAGACAGGUGGACAACAUUAAUUGGCUGCUCGAAAUCCUGCUCGACCACCACAUGGCGGAGGAGUUUGUGGACAUGUGGGCAAAUCAAGAAGUGCUGCUCAAAAUGCACGGGAACGCGUCCCCCAUGGUUAGGUACGAGAUUAGUAGAGUUUCGGCGAUGCUGUUUAUUGCAAUGGGCACUCGAAAAUUCCAUUGUCCUGCGGAAACGAGAUUAGGGCUUCUUAAAGUGUGGUUCCGGCCAAUGCUGUCGGAUUUCGGGUGGCUGCAGAGGUGUAAGAAGGGGCUCGAUAUGAAGGCGUUGGAAGAUGCUAUGGGCCAAUCAUUGCUUACGCUCCCGUUAAAAGAGCAGUAUCCUUUGUUUAUGGAUUGGUUUCAUUGCUUCUCCAAGAAUGGUAGUGACUGCCCUAAUCUUGGUAAAGCUUUUCAAAUUUGGUGGAGGAGAUCGUUUCAAAGGGGGUCCGAGACUUUUGCUAUCGAAUCUAGGUAAAAAACUGAUGAUGGUAUCGAAACGAAAUGUUUGUUCGUGUAGGGGGGGAGAUCGAUCAGGUAUUGCUUCGUGGGGGUGUUUAAUAAUAAUGUAGAUUAAUUAACUAUGUAAAAUUUCCCAACACUUUUUGUGCAAGUUGUAAUGUAAUCAGAAGGUUAAGCUUUUUAUGUAUUCAUUUUUUACAGUUGUGUUUUUGAGCGCAUUUGCGUUAGGCACCACCAUCUAAGAGUUGCACUUGCGUUUGUGUGUAAUGUUUGAUAGAUUUUUUG
Erythranthe guttata (spotted monkey flower) is the source of this 2060-nucleotide messenger RNA. Its product is annotated as PRLI-interacting factor. Lineage: Eukaryota; Viridiplantae; Streptophyta; Magnoliopsida; Lamiales; Phrymaceae. The record is from RefSeq and is a predicted model, not a curated record.